This is a messenger RNA of Ficedula albicollis (Collared flycatcher), 5817 nucleotides long. RefSeq names its product heat shock protein family A (Hsp70) member 4 like (gene HSPA4L). Bases 1 to 2562 code for a protein of 853 amino acids. The transcript is spliced from 19 exons. The record is from RefSeq and is a predicted model, not a curated record. Gene Ontology annotation, cellular component: nucleus; cytosol. Gene Ontology annotation, molecular function: ATP binding; ATP-dependent protein folding chaperone. NCBI's taxonomy places the organism in Eukaryota, Metazoa, Chordata, Aves, Passeriformes, Muscicapidae. Gene Ontology annotation, biological process: protein folding.
AUGAGCGAUUACAUGAGCGGUGGCGAGACUGGCGAGGAGGAGGAGGAGGUUGUUUCGGCAGGGAAGCGGCGCGAUGAGUUCCCUUUCUUUAAACCUGUUCUUACUUGCACCGCAUCUGCUGGCCCUGGAAUACCGAGAGCAUGUAUAUCUUUAGGAUCCAAGACCCGAGCCAUUGGGAAUGCAGCAAAGAGCCAGAUUGUCACAAAUGUAAAAAAUGCAGUGCAUGGCUUCAAAAAACUGCAUGGAAGAGCAUUUGAAGAUCCUUACAUACAAGCUGAAAGGGCCAAACUUCCCUAUGAACUUCAGAAGAUGCCAAAUGGCUCUGUAGGAGUAAAGGUGAGGUACCUGGAUGAAGAGAGACUGUUUGCAGUGGAACAGAUCACAGGAAUGCUGCUGGCUAAACUGAAGGAGACUUCAGAAAGCGCUUUGAAGAAACCAGUGGCUGACUGUGUGAUUUCUGUCCCUAGUUUCUUCACUGAUGCUGAAAGAAGGUCUGUAAUGGCAGCUGCACAGAUUGCAGGAUUAAAUUGUCUGAAGCUGAUGAAUGAAACUACAGCAGUUGCAUUAGCCUAUGGAAUAUACAAGCAAGAUCUGCCAGCCUUGGAAGAGAAGCCAAGAAAUGUGGUCUUUGUAGAUAUGGGGCAUUCUGCAUAUCAGGUUUCCAUCUGUGCUUUUAACAAGGGAAAACUGAAGGUCUUGGCCACUACCUUUGACCCUUUCAUAGGUGGUAGGAACUUUGAUGAGGCUUUGGUAGAUUACUUUUCUGAAGAAUUCAGGACAAAAUACAAACUGAAUGUAAAAGAGAAUCCCCGAGCACUGCUGCGAUUGUAUCAGGAAUGUGAAAAGCUCAAGAAGCUGAUGAGUGCGAAUGCAUCUGACCUUCCACUCAAUAUCGAGUGCUUCAUGAAUGACCUGGAUGUCUCCAGUAAGAUGAACAGAGCUCAGUUCGAGCAGUUGUGUGCUGCCCUUCUGGCCAGAGUGGAGCCUCCUCUAAGAGCAGCCAUGGAUCAAGCCAAACUUCAGCGUGAAGAUAUCUACAGUAUAGAAAUAGUAGGUGGGGCUACUAGAAUUCCAGCAGUGAAGGAACAGAUCUCUAACUUUUUCUGUAAAGAGAUAAGCACCACACUAAAUGCUGAUGAAGCUGUGGCAAGAGGCUGUGCCUUGCAGUGUGCAAUUCUUUCUCCAGCUUUUAAAGUGCGUGAGUUUUCCAUCACAGAUGUUGUUCCUUACUCUAUAACACUGAGAUGGAAAUCAUCUUAUGAGGAAGGAACAGGGGAAUGUGAAGUCUUCAGUAAGAACCAUGCUGCUCCAUUCUCAAAAGUAAUUACUUUCCACAAGAAAGAGCCUUUUGACUUGGAAGCUUAUUAUACUCAUCCACAUGAAGUGCCUUAUCCUGAUUCCAGAAUAGGGCGUUUCACUAUUCAGAAUGUUGGUCCCCAGCACGACGGCGACAACUCCAAGGUGAAGGUGAAAGUGCGCGUCAACAUCCACGGGCUGUUCAGCGUGGCCAACGCGUCCAUCAUAGAGAAGCAGAGCGUCGAGGGGGAUCACAACGACACCCCCAUGGACACUGAGUCAGCAAGUAAGAACCAAGGCAGAGAUGAGGAGCUGGAUAAAAUGCAGGUUGAUCAAGAAGAAGGUGUACAGAAAAGUCAAGCUGAGCAACAGAACCAAGCAGAUGAGGAAACUGAAAAUCCUGGAACUGAAACCAAGGCUGCUUCUGGAGAAAAGCAAGAUCAUCCCUCCCAGCCAAAGGCUAAAACAAAAGUUAAGAGUAUUGACCUCCCCAUACAGGCAAGCCUCUAUAGGCAGCUGGGACAGGACCUGAUCAAUUCCUAUAUAGAAAAUGAGGGGAAGAUGAUGAUGCAAGACAAGCUUGAGAAAGAACGAAAUGAUGCGAAGAAUGCUGUUGAAGAAUAUGUGUAUGAAUUCAGAGACAAGCUGUGCGGAGUCUUCGAGAAAUUUAUCACUGAAGAGGAUUCAAACAAGCUGACCUUGUUGUUGGAGGACACAGAAAACUGGCUUUAUGAAGAUGGAGAGGACCAGCCAAAACAAGUAUACAUGGAUAAGCUUCAAGAAUUAAAGAAAUUUGGACAGCCUAUCCAGGAAAGAUGCAUGGAACAUGAAGAGAGACCAAAAGUUCUGAAUGAACUGGGAAAGAAGAUUCAGCUCCUUAUGAAAGCAGUAGAAGCAUACAAAAAUAAGGAUGAAAAGUACGACCACCUAGAUCCUGCUGAGAUGGAGAAAGUUGAAAAAUACAUUAAUGAGGCUAUGAAUUGGUUGAACAGCAAAAUGAAUGCUCAGAACAAACUCAGUCUAACUCAGGAUCCAGUUGUCAAAGUGGCAGAAAUACUAGCAAAAUCUAAGGAACUGGAUAGCUUCUGUAAUCCCAUUCUAUCCAAGCCCAAGCCGAAGAUAGAACCUCCCAAUGACGGGCAGGCCAAAGCUAACGGGGAACACAACGGGCCAGUGAACGGACAGAGCGCCGCUGAAACAAAACCCGAACCAGCCAAGGACAACCCUCAGCAGACCAAACCCCCCGGAGAAAUGGAAGUGGACUAAACCUUGCAAUUCUUUUACUUCAUUAAAAUAGUGCAAGUAACCACAGGGUCCAUUCUUUUUGUCUGGUACACACCUCAGAUGUUCAGUUAUUCUUAGCCAAACUUCUGUCAUUUGUUGCUGAGUAGUUUUGAAAGUGUUUUAUAUUAAGUACACCUCUGAUGUUCAUUUCCACUGAUGCUGCUUAUGUGGAGCUUUAGCCAAAUGUAGAUUGUAUAAGUCAGUUGAAGCUUUCCCAAUAUAUUUUAUAUCAAACAUACAGAAUUGAUCUAUAAAUGGCAACAAUCUACCUUAUUUAAAGCUUUUAUUGUGGAUAAACCUCAGCUCCUUUAUUCAGGAAAGGAUACUGUAUUGCACUACUGAUGCUCAAGUGUAGAUCUAAUCGCAUCUUUAUUUUGGAAAAAUAUUGGAAUUGAAGUGGCAAAACUUGUCACUUGAAGCACUGACCUUUUCUAGUUAUUGUAUUGUUAUAAUUUAAAUAUUAAAAUAGAGGUUAGUUGGCAUACCAGUCCAUCUUGUUGAUGUACCAUGAGAAUCGUACGGUCUUUUUCAUAGGAACUGAAUAAUAUGAGCUUAAGCAUUUCUGGGUUCCCAUACCACUACCAGUCUUCAUUACAAACUGCUCCAGCAUCCUGGCUAUGCCGUGUGCUGGAAUUCCUGGUCUCUGCACAUUGCUGUACAUACCCUGCUGUGCUUAGGACAGGGUGAUGCUGGUGAGAACAGGAUGAAAGGGGAGAAUAUUCAAGGCCUGCUGCAUAGCUUUCCCUUGAAAAUGUCUUAUUGCACGUGGAACUAUUUCCACUUCUUUUGUUUUGAAUUCAAUUUACAUCUUGAUUGUAUCUCAUCCUGGGGAGGAGAAACAACAGGAACAGUGCUGUGCAAUCGGGGUAUCACCACCCUGAUUUUGAGGUUGCUUAAAUGCUGUUUGGUGCAAACUUGAAAGAAGUGCCGAGAGCUUAUUUAAGCCUUGAUGCUCAGCAGAUGAAUUUUUUGGUCAAGGACCAAAACAUAAGAGCUUAAAAACUGGAUAUUAUUACCCCAAAGAUGGAAUCUGCUUGAUGAACUUGCAUAGCUUACCACUUAGCCUUGGUCAUUUAGCUAUAAUGAAAGUGUCUACAACAUACUACAUAGUGGAAUCACUGUUUUCUUUGAUACGUCUUUGACGUUGUCAAGGUCCAAUGUAUGUCUCAAAUAUAUUCCAAAUGCUUCUGUCAGUCACUGAGGUACUGCAGCACCUGCUAAAGCCAGUCACUAUUGACUUCAAACAACUCUUAACUAUCAGAGUGGGAAUGGGCUACUCUAACUAUGAGAAGUGGUUUCUUUACCCAGCAUAAGAAACUAAAAUAAGUUGCAGUGUAAUGCUUUGGUGACUUGAACUCUGUCCCAGAUACAAAUCUGGAUGUAACCAGGUACUCCUGCAGUAGUUAUCCUAUAUGAGGUGUUGCUGUUGUAAACAAGUGAAGAAUGACAAUCUUGUUUCUGGCUUUGGCAGCCGGCUUUGGCCUUCCCCUUCAUGUUCUACCACUGUUCAUGCUACCAAAAAAUAAUUCCUGAGCCUGGGAGAGAUUAAUUCAAGUCUCCUACAUCUUCACAGAAAAAGUGGCUGUACAUCAAUCUGCCAGACUAGUUCAAGUGCUGGAAUUGUAUCUUCAUGACUGACAUCAAGUGACUGAGAUGAGUGUACUUUGUUCUCACUCUACUCCUGUUCCUCUUCCAUGCAAUCAGUGUGGAUGUUCUGACACUGUAAGUUUGACAUGUCUAAUGUCCUUGAAAAAAACCUGAGUGACUUUGAGGAGAGCUGUUCUGCAGCUCCUCUGCAGCUUCAGUCUUGAGUUCUGCCACGGUAGUCACACCUCUGGCACUGAGGGGUACUGUACUGCAGCAUCAGCUGUCCUUUCAGUCAGGCUCAGCUGGCUUUGUUCUCGCAGGCUUUAACACCAUUUCUAUCCUAAUGGCUUUUACCAUGGCAGUGUCAUAAACAGCAUUCUCAAGUACUGGCUUUCUAAAAUCCAGCUACACAAUAAUUUGUCUAGGUAGACUUCUUGGUACCUGUGGCAGAAGAGCACAAAACUGCAGAAAUCUCCACUGUCAGCUCUCGAGUAGCUAAAAGGUCAUGUGCAAGAACAGAGUGUCCUCUGCUCAUGGCUAUCAGAUGCUUAAUACUACAUCACAGAUGUUUGAGGCAAUGCUUAGGACAAAGGCUAGAAUAAUUCUUAAAAGCAGAUAGGGUUCAAACAAACAGUUGUCAAGUUUUCUUACUACAACUUUUUUUUUUUUUUUGCUGUGCUUCUGGUCUGUCUCUAGGUCCCUGCUGAAGAGGGAUGCCCACAGACUGCCCACAGAAGCUGAUUCUGAGAUCCAUGUUUUUUGGGAUGGUAGAGUUGAUAUUUCCACAGUGAGGUUCACAUUAAUAUAUUACUUGUUCAUCUGUAAUCUGUUUUCUAUUACAAAGAGGAGAUUUUACCAGGCCAGAUUUAGAUACGUAAACACUAUGCACAGCUUGAGGUUUUUUGUGUCAGACUCAGCGAGCAAGUUCCCUCUGCUUACCCUGACAGCACCAGAGUGAGUGUCUUUGCAACAUAAAGUUUUAUUGGGGAACCAGCAAUAGUCUGCUGCUCUGCAACUUGUAUAUUAUAACAGCAGGUAGUUGUCGACAAUGUCUUACUUGAAACUUUCUGCUGAAGGCAAGAUACAUUUCUAAUAUUUGAAAAUGUUCCCUUCAUCCCACAAAAAGAAAAAAAGGAAGCAAAACUCUCUUUGUAAAGGCUGUAGAGUUUGUUUAAAAAACAAAUGUUUUAUUAAUAAAGUUCUAGAGUUUCAUGUAAAGAUCUAGUUACAAACCAGCAUAAAUACUUUGUUUCGUUUUACCAUUAAGAGCUUCCUUCUUUCCUUUAAAAAGGACUCAUUCUCUUCUGUCUGGAGCAUUACUGGACUUGCUCAAGAAAGAACUUAAAAACUAAUUUGUUUUAAUUUUCUUAGAACUGAUUCAUGAGUUCCUUUCCACUUUUUUUAUUAUGGUACUUGAUACUCCAAGGAGUUUCUUUUAACUUCAUUCAGAUAUAACAAACAGAUUUGCAACAUUUAAGUUAGGGAUUUGUGCUCUUCUUUCUUGAAGCUGCUCCUUCAUGACAAAAUGCCCCUUGAUUUUGAAUGAAGGUUUUGAUUUUGUAUGUCUGAAUUUGAAUGAAGACUCCUCUCCCUUGCGGCUUCUGGCAGUGCCCUUGCACUGCUUAAAUACUGCCUUUGGGGCAUGCUUGC